CGCUCUGUCCCGUUGUUGGUUUUCAGGGGGGCAUUCUCGGUCGUGAGAAGAUGUAUGAAAAUUACGACGGGACAAGAGUAUGCGGCCAAAAUUAUCAACACCAAAAAGCUUUCGGCUAGGGAUCACCAGAAACUGGAAAGGGAAGCUAGAAUCUGUCGCCUCCUGAAGCAUCCCAAUAUUGUGCGGCUUCAUGACAGCAUAUCAGAAGAAGGAUUCCAUUACUUAGUCUUUGACUUAGUCACCGGAGGUGAACUGUUUGAAGAUAUAGUUGCAAGAGAAUAUUACAGUGAAGCAGAUGCCAGUCAUUGUAUACAGCAGAUUCUAGAAAGUGUUAAUCAUUGUCACCUAAAUGGCAUAGUGCACAGAGACCUGAAGCCUGAGAACUUGCUUUUAGCUAGCAAAUCCAAGGGAGCAGCAGUAAAACUGGCGGACUUUGGGUUGGCUAUAGAAGUCCAAGGAGAACAACAAGCUUGGUUUGGCUUUGCUGGUACUCCAGGAUACCUUUCUCCAGAGGUGUUGCGUAAAGAUCCCUAUGGAAAACCCGUGGAUAUGUGGGCAUGUGGUGUCAUUCUCUAUAUCCUUCUAGUAGGAUAUCCUCCCUUCUGGGAUGAAGACCAGCACAGACUCUACCAGCAGAUCAAGGCUGGUGCUUAUGAUUUUCCAUCACCAGAGUGGGAUACAGUGACUCCUGAAGCAAAAGACCUUAUCAAUAAAAUGCUUACAAUUAACCCAGCAAAACGUAUCACAGCAUCAGAAGCACUAAAGCAUCCAUGGAUCUGUCAACGUUCUACUGUUGCCUCCAUGAUGCACAGACAAGAGACAGUAGAUUGCUUGAAGAAAUUCAAUGCAAGAAGAAAACUAAAGGGAGCCAUUUUGACAACUAUGCUGGCUACCAGAAAUUUCUCAGCAGCUAAGAGUUUGCUGAAAAAGCCGGAUGGAGUCAAGAAAAGGAAGUCCAGUUCGAGUGUUCAGAUGAUGAUAAACAACAAAACCAACGUGGUAACCAGCCCCAAGGAAAAUAUUCCUACCCCGGCGCUGGAGCCCCAAACUACAGUAAUCCACAACCCUGAUGGAAAUAAGGAAUCAACAGAGAGUUCCAAUACAACCAUUGAAGAUGAAGAUGUGAAAGCUCGUAAGCAAGAGAUUAUCAAGGUUACCGAGCAGUUGAUUGAAGCUAUCAACAAUGGGGACUUUGAAGCUUACACAAAAAUCUGUGAUCCAGGCCUUACAUCCUUUGAACCCGAAGCUUUGGGUAACCUAGUAGAAGGGAUGGACUUUCACCGGUUCUACUUUGAAAAUGCUUUAUCCAAAAGUAAUAAGCCAAUCCACACCAUUAUCCUCAAUCCUCACGUGCACCUCGUGGGUGAUGAUGCUGCCUGCAUUGCGUAUAUACGUCUAACCCAGUACAUGGAUGGCAGCGGGAUGCCAAAGACUAUGCAGUCCGAGGAGACACGGGUCUGGCACCGUCGGGAUGGCAAAUGGCAGAAUGUUCACUUUCACCGUUCAGGGUCACCAACAGUACCUAUCAAUGCCUAGCACAGCGGAAUCCCAGUCAUGACUUCGGCCCCUAGAUGCUACGCUAAAAAUAUCAGCGGUGCCGCUCUUGCAUUCUGUGUACCCAACGCGCCUGAUUGAUUACCAUCUUGGCCAUCCUGUUGUCUUCAUGCAUGUUUCUGAGUGCAUGAAGUCGUGAAGGUUCUUCAUGUAACACAUUUGUGAUGCACCAUUUUGCUACAUAUUCCAUCUGUACACUGUUAACAUUUCAAUGAAGGUGAUGUUCCAUGCAAAUAGAAAACAGCCAGGCAUAAACGUCAAA
This is a messenger RNA of Tinamus guttatus (white-throated tinamou), 1816 nucleotides long. NCBI's taxonomy places the organism in Eukaryota, Metazoa, Chordata, Aves, Tinamiformes, Tinamidae. The record is from RefSeq and is a predicted model, not a curated record.